ACAGGUUACAACACCAUCCCUCCAGGACCGGAAAAUUUCAUAACAUCUGCCUCUCUACACAGGCGCUGAAGGUCGCCGGAAGCGGAAGUGACGUACAUAGAGGAACGUACCUAUUGGAGUACCAAGGCGCCAUUUUAACUUCGGGCGAAAACAUAAGCAGAAUGGCGAAAGGCAAGAAUAUAUUGGGGAAGAAGAAGAAGCUGUCAGUGGAUGCAUCUGAAGCCCCUGUGUUAAAAAAGAAGACGCUGGCUGUGGAUGCUUCUGACGCCCCUGUGUUAAAAAAGAAGCUGGCUGUGGAUGCUUCUGGCGCCCCUGUGUUAAAAAAGAAGAAACUGGCUGUGGAUGCUUCUGACACCCCUGUGUUAAAAAAGAAGAAGCAGAUGACCAAGGUCUCUAAAGAAUCUAAAAAACCUCAGGUAGAAUCUGAAGACCCUUUAGAUAUUGAGGACUUAACCCCCGUGGAACGCAGGGUCUUUGAAAGGAAGUUGAAGAAAGAACGGAAGAAGGAGGAAAAGAAGCUCAAAAAAGAGGGACUCGCUGAGGAAACGAAGAAGGAACCAGAAAAACCUUCUGCGGGCGACCUGGCUCUGCAGUACUUAAAUUGUUGGUCCCAAAAACGGUCAGAAUGGAAGUUUCAAAAGUCAAGGCAAACCUGGCUCCUCUUGAACAUGUAUGACCCAGAGAAGAUCUCUGACAAAUACUUCAAGAAUCUCUUGGCUUACAUGGUGGAUCUGAAGGGCAGCGCUCGUGAGAUCACCGUGAAGAAAGCAGAGGAGUACAUGAAGGAGUACGACAAGCGUGAGGCUCAGGAGGAGUCCGAUGAACCAAGGAUAGAGAGAAUCCGAGAAGUAUUACAGCUUUUGUGUUAGAGGCGGUGUCAUUUAUAUUCUGCCAACAUUGUAAUACUUCACUCAUUUCUACAUACUUGUACUUUUUCACUUAAAGAGGAAAUAAAUGUUUUCAAAUCAACUGGUGCCUGAAAGUUAAACAGAUUUGUAAAUUACUUCUAUUUAAAAAAAUCUUAAUCCUUCCAGUACUUAUCAGCUGCUGUAUAAAACAGAGAAAUUUGUGCAGUUCUUUCCAGUCUGACCACAGUGCUCUCUGCUGACACCUCUGUCCAUGUCAGGAACUGUCCAGAUUAGAAUCAUAUCUCCAUAGAAAACCUCUCCUGCUCUGGACAGUUCCUGAUACGGACAGUGGUGUCAGCAGAGAGCACUGUGGUCAGACAGAGAAGAACUUCACAAAUUUCUCUGUAGUAUCUGUUUUAAAGUAUCUGUAGUAUACAGCAGCUGAUAAGUACUAGAAGGUUUAAGAUUUUUAAAUAGAAGUCAUUUGCAAAUCUGUUUAACUUUCUUGCACCAGUUGCUUUGAAAAAAAAUUCCCAUCGACGUUCCCCUUUAAUGCCGAUGCUGCAUAAUGACCGAUCAUAACAUCAGUGCCUGUGUGUGAUUUCUUGCUGACUCCAAAUCUGGUACCAGAAUAUACCUCUGGAUUAACAACCCUUCUCCAUACUCUAGUGCAGUAUUUCCCAACCAGGGUGCUACACUCCUUAGUGACAUCACGCCACACCCCCUCCAUUCAUGUCUAUGGGAGGCCGUCACGCCCCCUCCCAUAGACAUGAAUGGAGGGGCGUGGCCGUCACGUCCCCUUCUCGGAGGCAGCUCCCGGCACAGAAUGCCAGGGGCCGCACCGAGAUCGUUGGGGUCCUCAGCGGCGGGGCCCAUGCGACCAUACAUCUGAUCACUUAUCCUUUGGAUAGGGGUAAGAUAUAUAAACUAGGGAUCGACCGAUUAUCGGUUUGGCCGAUAUUCACGAUUUUCUAAGUUAUCGGCAAUUACCUUGCUGAUAAUGCGGGCGCUUUAAAUGAAUGAACUGCAGCAGCUUUUGCGGGGCCAGAGACCGCCGUUGCCCACUUCUCUCCCCCUGCCUGUCCUGAGUCCAACCACCGCCGCUACCCGAUUGCUGUGGGCUGCGCAAUGAUGAGUGACAUCCUCAACACGACGUCACCGUCAGUGGCCUGGUGCACAGUGACAGCUCAGGACCCCACCGGAGCCAGAAGUGGCGCGGACCCCGGGAACAGGUAAUUAUAAAACCGGGGAGGCAAUGGGGCAGUGGCAGUGGUUGGACUCAGGACAGGCAGGAGAGAGAAGCGGGCGGCGGCGGUGAUUGGACUCAGGACCCCAGGACAGGCAGGGGGAGAGAAGCGGGUGGCGGCGGCGGCGGUCUCUGGCCCCGCAAAAGGCGCUGCAGUUCAUUGAUUUAAAGCGCCCGCUUUAAAUAAUUGAUCUGCAGCAGCCUCUGCGGGACCAGAAACAGUUUAUUUUACCAAGGAUA
Hyla sarda is the source of this 2334-nucleotide messenger RNA. RefSeq names its product chromosome 8 C7orf50 homolog (gene CHLSN). The transcript is spliced from 6 exons. Lineage: Eukaryota; Metazoa; Chordata; Amphibia; Anura; Hylidae. The record is from RefSeq and is a predicted model, not a curated record. Bases 162 to 869 code for a protein of 235 amino acids.